AUGGGUAUUUCUAGAGAUUCACGUCACAAGAGAGCUGCAACUGGUGCCAAGAGAGCCCAAUUCAGAAAGAAGAGAAAGUUCGAAUUAGGUAGACAAUCCGCCAACACCAAGAUUGGUCCAAAGAGAAUCCACUCUGUCAGAACCAGAGGUGGUAACCAAAAAUUCAGAGCUUUAAGAAUUGAAACCGGUAACUUUUCUUGGGCUUCUGAAGGUGUUUCCAGAAAGACCAGAAUUUCUGGUGUCGUUUACCAUCCAUCUAACAAUGAAUUAGUUAGAACUAAUACUUUAACCAAGUCUGCUGUUGUUCAAAUUGAUGCCACUCCAUUCAGACAAUGGUAUGAAAACCAUUACGGUGCCACUUUAGGUAAGAAGAAGGCUCAAGGUGAAGUUGAAGAAGUCAAGAGAUCUAGAAAGGUUGAAAGAAAAUUAGCUGCCAGAGCCGGUGCUGCUACUAUUGAAUCUGCCGUUGACUCUCAAUUCGGUGCUGGUAGAUUAUAUGCUGUUAUCUCUUCUAGACCAGGUCAAUCUGGUAGAUGUGAUGGUUACAUCUUAGAAGGUGAAGAAUUAGCUUUCUACUUAAGAAGAUUAACUGCUAAGAAAUAA
Molecule: messenger RNA, 603 nt
Organism: Hemisphaericaspora subhashii
Lineage: Eukaryota; Fungi; Ascomycota; Pichiomycetes; Serinales; Debaryomycetaceae
Gene: RPS8A
Product: 40S ribosomal protein eS8
Exons: 1
Coding region: 1-603 (200 amino acids)
Biological process (GO): translation; maturation of SSU-rRNA from tricistronic rRNA transcript (SSU-rRNA, 5.8S rRNA, LSU-rRNA)
Cellular component (GO): cytosolic small ribosomal subunit; ribosome
Molecular function (GO): structural constituent of ribosome
Source: RefSeq, a predicted model, not a curated record